This is a messenger RNA of Cetraspora pellucida, 1902 nucleotides long. The record is from the annotation of a GenBank genome assembly. NCBI's taxonomy places the organism in Eukaryota, Fungi, Glomeromycota, Glomeromycetes, Diversisporales, Gigasporaceae.
AUGAAUUUCAUAAUUGAUUGUGGCCUCAAUGUAUCCGGCUUAAUGAAGUUUUCGCCUCGAGACAAUUUAGGCACCCGUUCCCAUCCUAUGACUACAGAAACUGAAGCCACAAGCAACUUUUCUGAUUCUAUGAUAGUUGAUAAUGAACCAAAACGUACAAAAUUAGAUCCAUCCAUAGAUCCAGCUAAUGGAAGCACACGUCGAUCUAGAGGUCAAUUUUACGUGGAGACUCCAGUAUUUUCGAGUGUUGAUUGGAAAUCUAUAGAUUUUAUAUUGAUUACCAAUUAUAAAAAUAUGCUUGCGUUACCUUAUAUAACCGAAUAUUCUGAAUUUAGAGGAAAGGUUUACGCAACAGAACCUACAGUUAUAUUUGGAUGUCAAAUGAUGAAAGAGUUGGUUCAUUUUUUUGGCGACAGUUCGGUUCCGAGUUAUUCUCGACAACAUGUACAUACUAAAGCCGAAAAAUCGAACAUUUUUUAUGGUUUCACUGCUGAAAGUAACUUAGCUCAAUCUUUAUAUACAAUAUCAGAUGUGCAAUCAUGUGUUGAUAAGAUACAGCCUGUUCGAUAUGGUGAAAAUCUUGAUUUAUACGGAGUUAAGGUUACUGCACAUAGCGCUGGAUAUUGUUUAGGCAGUGCUAAUUGGUCGAUAAUUUGUGAUACUGAAAAGAUUGCGAUGAUAUCUUCCUCUUCCAUAAUAACUGAUAUUCACCCACUGCCAUUUAGCAAAUCUGUAUUGGAUGACGUUGAUGUCGUAAUAUUUAGUGAUUUGUGCGAAUCACAUAGUGAAGAUGACAUUAGAUUAGAAUCUAUUUUACCUAUGUUACGUGAUAUUGGAAAUUAUGCAGGGGACGUUUUAGCGAAUAAGGGAAACGUCUUAAUUCCCUGUGUUCUUAAUGGUAUAAUGUUUGACGUGUUAGAUUAUCUUGGGAGGCAUUUGAAUUCCAGAGGACUUGGCUGUGUUCCAUUUUAUGCUAUUUCUCCUAUAGCUGAAGAAUCGCUCAAGUAUUCAUUUAUCUCAGGUGAAUGGAUGUGUGAAGAAAGACAGUUACGUAUGUACAUUCCGGAGAAUCCGAUGGUUUAUAAAGAUAUGAUUGAUAGAAACCUACUCUAUUAUGCUGCUCGUGCUGAUAGUUCUCUCCAAGAAAUAUACCAAGAACCAUGUAUUGUCUUUGCGGGACAUUCUUCCCUACGGAGCGGUGCAGUAAUUAAUUUUAUUAAAAAAUGGGGAAGUAAUCCAAACAAUGCUAUAAUUUUCAUAGAAUCAGAAUUCAACUUUAAAGAAGCUAUUUCAGCAUUUGAUGGCUUGCAAAUUAAAACAAUUCAUUUUCCAAUCGAUAUUCGCCUUACAGUUGAACAAUCAGUCGAAAUGAUUAAAGAAUUGAGACCUCGGGAAGUACUGUUCCCUCACAGAGCAGUAAAAAAUGCAGAUGACAUACGAAAACAAAUGCCUUCUUCAUUGGUUACUUUGUACGAGCAUCUAGACAUUGUUAAUAUCUCCAUAAAUUCCCAAUAUAAAAGAACUUACAUGGCAGAAAAUCUUGCAUCUGAAAUAUAUACAACAAACAUUGGUGAAACAAAGGUUGCUGCAUUAUAUGCAACUCUUAAAACGUAUAACAAUCAAUCUUCCCUAAUUCCUUCUGCAAGUAGUCAAAUCUUAAAACAAACUUAUGCGAUCGGAAAUAUUAAUGUACCGAGCUUAAUAGAUAAAUUAACUGAACAGUUAUAUGGUUGCCUUAUUACGUUAGAGGAUGAUACAAAAACUGGGACUUGCACAAUUUACAUUGAUUCCCCAAAGGUUGUAAUCUCUUUGGGUGGUAACAAUAUUAAGGUUGAAACUAAAGAUAAUUAUACCAGAAAAUUGGUUUCAGAUGUUUUGAACCAGUUACUGAUAGCAUUUUGA